Molecule: messenger RNA, 332 nt
Organism: Lipotes vexillifer (Yangtze River dolphin)
Lineage: Eukaryota; Metazoa; Chordata; Mammalia; Artiodactyla; Lipotidae
Gene: NCMAP
Product: non-compact myelin associated protein
Exons: 3
Coding region: 4-309 (101 amino acids)
Biological process (GO): regulation of myelination; peripheral nervous system myelin formation
Cellular component (GO): paranode region of axon; Schmidt-Lanterman incisure; plasma membrane
Molecular function (GO): structural constituent of myelin sheath
Source: RefSeq, a predicted model, not a curated record
GAGAUGGCCACAGCUAGCCCUUUGGGGAGUACCACCUUCUCACUGAACAUGACCACCAGACGAGGAGACCUUCUGGACAAGAGUUCUGGAGCCAUCGUUGCUGCCAUUGUGGUGGUUGUCAUCAUCAUCUUCACCGUGGUUCUGAUCUUGCUGAAGAUGUACAACAGGAAAAUGAGGACAAGACGGGAGCUGGAGCCCAAGGUCCCCAAGCCAGCCUCCCCUUCUGCCCUGGGCCCAAACAGCAACAGCAGCCAACACCCUGCAACUGUGACCUUCAGCCCUGUUGACGUCCACUUGGAGACUCGGUGACCCCCCAUCCUGGGUGCUGUCUC